AUGGCGGAAUUUACCUGCCAACAAGCCCGACAAAUUGUAGAUGAGAUCGCCCAAAGGAACGGUAGCAUCACCAAGGAAGAUCGAGCAACAACGUCACCUGCUGUUAUAAAAGCACUACAGAGCGUUCGCAAUCAGCUUGGUAGUAGUCGGCGGGUCCCAACACCAUCCGACGAAGCGGAUGUCAGAAGGGAUGUUGUGUUCCAGCUGAUCUCCAGUACCCGUUCGUUGCAUUACAAUUGGGCAAAGAGGCAAGGCGAAGAGCCCUACUUUUCCAUAGAUGUAUCUCGGGACCGUAUAAUUAUCGACACCAAUGAUGAUGGGUGCCAGAAAAGCGACAUUGAGAGGCUUGCUGCGACCAAUUUUUUUCUUUCCAAUGUCCAAACCAACAACCUGUAUGGCAGAGUUCUUUUAUAUACAGCUAGAAUUGCCAGGGAAGCACAUGUACAGUCAGGUUCAUUUUCCUUCACCCUUGGACCUCAAAGUCCUGGUGACAGACUUGGAUUUGCAACCCCGGUAAAUAAAGACCCGGCAUCCUUGCCCGAAGGAGUGCGCACUAGGAUCAUUUUGUACCCUAUUCUGUCGCAGGGAUUUGGCAAAUUGGUGGAUGAGUUUCAGGCCAUCGCAAACAAUGGUUUUGUGCUGCUCGAUCCUGAGGAUCCUUGCCAAUUUGUAUGCAGCAGAUUUGUUCUCAUUACCCGCCAGGAAAAAUUUCAAACAACACGCCUAACAUACGAAGUCCAACUGCGGGACGGUAUAUUGGAGGUCACCAAAACAUAUCCGAGUCUGUUUUCACCCUCUGCAGUAUUGACGGAGCGAUUCCUCCUGUACAAGCCAGCUAUUCCGUCGUCGGUUGAUCAGGUGGCGCUAUUGUUUCCUAUCGACCAGAACUCAAGGCCCGUCAUACAAUCUCGGAAAGCUUACCAUAUUAUUGGAUCAUUCGCUUUCCCUAUUAGUGAAGUGAAACUCAAUUUCGUUGUUUGUGCAACUGUGAAGAUGUACGACCCGGUGAGAGAUGCUGACAUCGAUACUUCUACAUUGAUACAAAGCUGUAUCAAUUCCUUCUGCGAUGCCGUUUCCUUCUGUCAAAAUCACUCCAUGACUUAUGGAUGGGUCCAGUACAUUCCCAGGCAGAGCAUGGUCCCGCCAGUUUGGCAUAAAAAAGUUGAAGGGUUAAUUGGAGAACUCCGAGAGGCCCCCGUUUUCCAGAGUCAAAAGAGUGUUCUAAAAAGCCUGUCUUCACUUCGGUAUUUGUCCCCGGAACAUUAUGACGGAGACAAUAAUCCCUUGUUCGGAGCUUCAGAUAACGAACAUUACCUUUCUACGAAAUACGGUGCCUACCUCGGAUCUUUGAAGCCCCUAGGUCUCCAAGAGAUCUCGGACCAUGAAGUCUUAAAAAGACUCAAGCCGAUACUGACAAGACCUUUCAACAUACGAGAUGAACGGAUGUCGCUUAGUUUACGACUGCUAAUAACCUGGCUAAAGAGGGAUCCCAAUAGCACUCUAGCGACUGAGAUAAAGAAUAUCCCGUUUAUUCAAUUGAGCAACAGGUCUUUCAUUCGAGGGAACGACCUAAAGGUGAUCCGAUCUGAAACUGACUUGGCUUUUACAAAUGACGCUGUGUAUUUUCCGACCGAUACCAACGGUAAUCACAUUCCGGAAUGUCUUGAUAUUUUGACUGUUUCAGAGGAAGCAGUCAGGGACAACGACCGAAAAGAGCUGUUUCGUCUCCUUGGGGUUAGACGUGCAUGCCCUGAACUGGUCAUGGGGCGAAUCAGCCACCGCAGCCAUUCCGCCUCCAGUGCACCGACCGGGAGGAUUAUGAUGGAUGACUUUAUGCAUAUUUUAUGCUACGUCCAUGACAGCUGUGCCAAGGAUGACCUUCUGAAGAGGCCUUGCCUUUUGAUUUUUGAUAGACACUGCGUGGGGAAUUUGGUAUGCAGGAGCUCUUGCCCUAGGUAUUUUCCCUUCGAUAUAUACCUCAAAACGGACGGUGCCUACGGGACGGAGGUCAUUGCAGAAAGGUUGAACUCAAGCUCUAUUUUCAUCCAGCGACUUCAUCUGUUGCACCCAACCUUUCUCCAUCCAAACCUCAUAAGCAAAAAGCACAUUCCCAAUGAUACGUGGGAAUUAUGGCUUAUACAGCAAGGAAUAGCACGGCGAGUUCCCCAGUUGACACACUGGAGCAAUCCUAAACAGUUCUCUGACUUAUUCAACGCAAUAAUGUCUCACCAUCCAGACAUUCUUCUUGGUGUCUUGGGAAGGCAUUGGGACACAUACGAAAUAGAGAUAAACAAAGAACCACUUAUCGUAUCCGCAAUCAAGGAGGCAAAAGUCCCCACGUUGAAUGGACUGGCGAGGCUUGAUGGAUGUUACUUUCCCAUUCCACAGAUCUGUGAUAUGGUUGAGGCUGUGUCCACCACAUUGAACAUCAAUUUCCUCAGACUACCAGGGGGCUGGGGCCCGGAUAGUGAGCAAGAAUGGGGAUUUCUCCGGAAGCUUGGUGUGUCCGGUGAUGGAGUGGCUACGUUCGUAAACGUCAUUAAAGAUCGCUUGUUAUCCACCAUGACAUUGGAGGACGCCAAAUUGCAUUUUUUCGAAGUGUACAGCUGGGUAUCUGAGAGACCAUUUGACGAAUUAUGGGAAUUUUUUAACGAGGAGGUGGUCUAUAUCCCGAGUAGCGCUGACGGUGCGCAGUUAGUGUGCGUGGACCAAUGCGUUUGGCAUGGCCCUUCGUGGUUACGGACUGUGUACGCUCUUGCAUGCCAUGAGGAAUAUGCGAGUGACUCGAAAAUGCGGAGCCUAUUUUUAGACUCACUCAAUGUGCAGAGCGCAGACUGGGGAACCUAUAUGACAGAAUUAAUGCAUUUACAGGAUGUUGGGGUAAGCUUAACAGAGGAAACGCGAAGGAUAUACCAGGCUAUCAUGGAAGAUGCAGAAGAUGAGGACUGGACGAGUCUGCGGAGUCAAUUCCAACAAUACAAGAUGAUAUAUGUACCAGGCUCAAAACAGUGGUAUGCUCCUGGACAAUGCAUCUGGGCACCAUUCUCAAGCGAGGAUAAGAUGGGCAUAAGCAACAUCUAUCCAGACAUGGAGAGCUUCUUUAUCGAGAAGCUCCAGGUCCGGCAACCUUCCAUACUUUUCUACAUCAGCCACAUCCGGCAUCUUUGCAAGCACGAAGGAGGGGUUGCCGAGGUUAUCGAGGCUUUGUACAAUAUCAACAACCUCAACCCAACGGUGUCUGACUUGAAGUGGUUCAACGUUAUCGAUUUCCUGCCAAUAGAGGGCACCGAGGGAGAAUUCUACUGGGGAUCCGUAACAUCCGAUUUCUUCAUCAUUGAUAGAGACGGCUGGCCUAUGCUAUUCUAUGGAAAGGUGCCAACGCUUCAGUUUCACCUGGCAGAAGUCCGUGAAUUAGCUCCACUCCUGAAAUCUCUGGGGCUAGAAAACCGUUUCAUUUCCAUUUGCGCAGCGAAGAAAACUAGCUUAUCAGAAAUUCCUUCGCAAAGAUCAUUGCAUCUUACGACCGACUUCCGUCAAAGAUCAUUAGGCUUGUCUAGAUGCGCCAUCCACUACCAAGGCAAAAGUGUAAGUGCUGCUCGCGAAGUAUAUGACACUUUUCGGAAGGCAUUAGUCUACGAAACUGAGCACAUUGUCGGAGAAUGUAGCUUGGUUUCACUGUCCGGUUCUUGCACAAGUGUGCAAACAUAUAGUAGACUGCAUAUGGAAUUUCUCAACGGCAAAUUGAGCAUCUUCGUUCCUCCUGCCGAAAACGAAAGACUUAUAUGCUACGCGACGCAACUGCCGGAGUCAUUAAUAGCCUCCCUGGAAAUCAAACAUCCCGCUGCCUAUGGAAUGUUCGCUACAGUUCUUCAUGUACCAGUUGAGGUUGUGGACGAUAUAUUAAUGAUACAUGGUAUUCCCGAAGUAUCCGACCCGGACCCUAUCAGCUCGGUGGUUAUGGACGACUCGGACACUGAGUAUGAGGACGCCCUAGAGGAGAUUUUCGUACCAAUGGCCUCGAUUGCUUGGGGUGGCAAGGAUCAAUUGCUGGAAUCUGAACGAUCUGAACUUCAGCUGGUUCUACGGUCAAAGGACUCAGACUGGGCAGUGGCUAAGUUAGGUUAG
This is a messenger RNA of Aspergillus pseudotamarii, 4125 nucleotides long. RefSeq lists its product as uncharacterized. The record is from RefSeq and is a predicted model, not a curated record. Bases 1 to 4125 code for a protein of 1374 amino acids. The transcript is spliced from 5 exons. Lineage: Eukaryota; Fungi; Ascomycota; Eurotiomycetes; Eurotiales; Aspergillaceae.